CCUUUCCCUCAACGACAAGAAUAGAGCCAGUUCUUCACUGUGGACAUAGCAAGGCUGCAAGAAGAUGUAGACAUAUGUAGACAUCGCAAUUACUACCUUCCCCUGUGAUUGUUAUGAAUUUGUCUCUGUAACAGCCCCGGGGCGCAGGGCUAGUGUGAAGUCUACCAUGGGAACUCAGACAUUAUGGUGUCAGAAAAACCUCUGCAGAAGAUGAAAGCAGUCUCUUUUACGCAGCAGUGAUGGAUUUUCAGAAUCCAACGCCUUGCAACAUUCAGUCAUCCUUCCACAUGACAACGUACUAACCUCAACCAAGGAUUUUUGGUCAGAGGAAAGAGGAGGAAAUUUGGGCACAGGGCAUUACAAAUCCAAAGUUUGACCUUUCCAGGAAUGAAAUUGGGGGAUAAUGCUAUGCCACGAGUGAUAGAAGGUUGGCAGUGAUAAUUGCUCAGUCGAUUAAUCAUUUUUAAGCUGAGGUCAAAGGAUUGUUCUAUUUUGCAAACUAAAAGUACUAAGGAUACUGGACAAAGACAGAAAUAUGGAGAUACCAGACAGUCGUAGAUCUACAAUUCCACUGAAUUUAGGGUGAUCGCGUGUGGUCUAAUUUUGGUUCACACUGCUACUUUAUGCCGUUGGUGAGAGCUGCGGGUGAGACAGAGUCCACUGUUAAAUAUUACUUAACACGAAUGCCUAGCAACAUCUUGUGAACAGCUUGAUUAGUUUCCAAUCAGUUCCCGGAAAACCCCAUGCAAAAGGCAACUAUUCAGAAUUCCAGGUUAAAACGGAUAUCAGCACACAGUCUUUUUACAGUUACUCCAAAUCCCACAGAGGAAAUGUCAGAACAAAUGCUCAUGAGGCCCAAAGCCCCUCAGUCCAGUGACUUGAAUUUAGCUCGAAGACUAAACAAGCUUUGGAAAUACAUUGAUGCAACGGGCCUUCAGAAAAGCAUGGAGGACCUGUGUGCCCAGCUGCUGAACAGGACAGAGCUGCCAUGCAACCCAUACCUGGGGUUUGUCCAUCGACUGCACCAGCAGGCAGAACGAUUUCGCUUAAACAACACCUUGUCGAUUGAAAGAAUCCUUUCUGAUUUGAACUUCCCAACAUUUUCCACAGCCGUUGGAUACAUAUCAGGUUCCAGGAAUUCUACCCAUGUAUGGGGCCUGCCCAGCUUGUUACGCUGUGUCUCUCCAGCUCAUAUUAAACAAUACAGCUGGUUAGUGGAUGAUGUUACACCUCCCCUGGCUACCCUGCAUCAUACAAGUACUUGCACCGUCCAGGUGCUGUGUGCACUCACAGGAUCGAGCAUAUUUACAGGAACUUUCUAUGACCUCCCCACUUCUGUCGAUAUCCUCAUAAUUUUUGUUGUCAUUGGUCCAAGCUACCAGAAGGCCAUAUCCCUCUAUGCAGAGUGCCUCCGGAAUGAUAUCAUCAGAAUGGUCCAAGAGCAGAAGCACAUUGUCUUCAGGUUAAUUGUUCCAAUUGACAAAAAUGGACAAAGUAAAGACUUCUCCAAAGAUGAGUUAUUGAACCACAAUGAGACUUUCUACACCAACGUCCUGGCUGCUGUCUCAGAAAAGCAGCUCAUCCGACUCGAGUGUCUCUGGCAACUGAAUGCCACUGGCGAUGACUUUCACAGGGGCUUGAAACUCUACGGCCUGAGUGUGGUUCAGUCCUCUGAGGUGCUUGGAAAUGAGAGGAGUUUUGAUUUCUCGGAGCAACCUCUCAUCCACAUGUACACCAGUGUCUUCCUCCAACGGACCCAUGCUGAAGCCUAUCAUGGGUUAUUUGUCCUGAGAGAACAGGCGACAGAUAAAGACUUGCAACAACCACAGACUAAAGCUUCAUAUAAGACUCCAGGUGAUGAACAGGCAAAGCCUGCCCUGAAUCGCAUUUCAACCCCUUCCAAGGUGCCACUUCAUGGGUUUCAGUACACACACGAAUCAGACUCCAGCAGCAUCCUGGAACCUAUCAGAAAGAGUAUGAUGCGGAGAAUUGCCUCCACUCCUAUGAUCACAGGAGCCUUCGACAUCGCUCACCUCUCCAUACUGAUCAUUCUCAUGGAAUUGGGGAAUGUUGGAAAUCAGGAACAUGGACCUCAGAUGACAGACGAGGAUCAAGGUCUGCAGGAGGCAUUGAUACAGCUUGACAGGUUCUUACAUGGUUCAGCCUCUCAGAUGUGGACCAUCCUGAAUCUAAUCCAGACCAUCUGCAUCCUACUAGAAUCGGACAAUGUGGAGGUCAAACGUGGGAAGAUCUACUCAAGCUUGGCAGGGAAAAUUAGAAAACUGCUCUUGGACUUCCUGAGAUUUGAUUACCGAAGUGUCUCGUCCAAUUUCAAAAUUCUCAGUAAAGCUUUGAAGAAGGGAUUGGAGUCAGCUUUGGACAGUUUAUCUGAAACACCCCACAGCAAACUGCUGGACAGCUUCAAAAUGGUGUUGUGGUAUGGAAUGGUGUCACUCAUUCAAUCAGUGGAGGACUCACUACCCUGGGUUCCAGUGCUAACUGAUAUGAAGAGACAAGCAGAUACUACCUUCCCCACAACAAGCCCAGAGAACAAUCAGGUGACUGGCAACAGUAAAUGUUCUCCCCAUGACACAGCAGGGCUUCUAUACAAUAAGGACUGCUACAUUAAUGUGUCUGAAAGUGCUUCGAAUGUAAAAGCUCCUGGACUCAGUCAUCUGGAUGCUGUCCUCACAAAGUACUGUGUUGAUUGCCGGCUGGACUGGCACUGGGAGCAGUGUUUACAAGGAAUCUUGUCAGAAUCAACUCUCCCCCCAAAUCCUUAUCCAGUAGUAGCUUCCGAAUUCAUAAAGGCUUCCCUAAGGAUGGACCUCUGGCAAAAGAAAGAUGAGGAAAUUAUCCAUCAGACGCUUCAGUCAACGUCUAAAUUUAUUGAUUGUGGAAACUACAUCUUUCAGGUCCCAGGUUUAGAAGUGUUUGGUUUGAAAAGUGCUCUAUGCCCAUUAAAUCCAAACAAAUUUGAGACUGUGCUCGGGCUGAUUACUUUGAUGGGAAAUAAGGACAUCCCGCAUCAGUAUCAAAGCUUCAAGGUAGCAGCCAGCCUAGGGGUGAACUCUUCAGCGACCUGGUUUGGGUCAUUAAGUCCAUUCCUUGACAUUUUGGAACUGACUGAAUUCUACUACUUGAAAGGUCCUACAGGCUGUGACAGAGAAGCACUUCAGGCGUAUGCUAAAAUAGUGCAGAGUCACCUGGAGGAAUUGCAGCAGCAGUUGAAGGGAGCACUGACGUUUACAAUGUGGCUUUCAGAGAGUCAGAGCUGGAGUGCUUCGGACAUCCUGACCUACCCAUCAGCAUUCAUAGAAGCUUUUGUGGGAAGUGCCGAGAAUGGGCGCCCAACAUACUUGAAGGUGCUUCUGUCCACUGCUGGCUUAUCGUGGUGUUACCUCCCCAUCGUGAAAUAUUUUGUGCUGUACUAUUUUGAGGAUCGAGAGGAAAGCUGGAGGUCUUAUCCCCAGCACGAGCCUGUGGCCAUUUACCAAAACGUUUUCCUUUCCAGGGAUGCUGCAGCAUUUCACUGCCAGAGAGUCGGCCCAGUUGGAGAUCCUUUCAACACUACUAACCAGCAAGAAGUGAUGGCAGGAUUGGAUCCUCAAAUUCACAUGAGUUUCGUGAAGGAAGAUCUUCUAAUGACCUAUAGGUUAGCAGCGGUGAAGGGUCUGAUUGCUCAGCACUUGGACACUAUCCCAGCAUGCUGGCGUAUGAUGCACAGUGUAGCAGCUCAACUUCAGCAUCUCAAUAGACUCAACGAAACCAUCCAGGAACUCCUAUUACUUGAAGCAAGGAAUGGCAUUAAAUCAAGGAAGGUGUCUGCUGACACGCUCAAUUCCUCACAGCCCAACCUUUCAGAGGAGGCACUGCUGAGGUAUCAGACACUGCUACAAGUUACACUCGAAAGCCAAAGCUGCCCGGCACCCCAUAACCUGUCGGAGAUCGCUCUUACCAGGAUCCGGAUGGUCAAUGUCAGGAACAGCGUCAGUGGCUGCAACCUGCUGAAAGAGGUUGCCGUGAUGUGUCAGGCUGUGUCUGACGUUGUCAUGUGGGAGCUCCACACUUUGUGCCCGGAAAUGGAGCAGCUGCUCCGGUCACUGGACAAGCAGGCCUGGACGUUGCCAGUGCCCGUCACUUCACCAGCUCCACUGAGGUCAGGGGUAGCACACGGUUCAGCAACACCAGAAACCUGGGCCAGCAAUGAAUCUGCAUCAGCUGCCAUUACUAACAAGGAAGCUCUAGAAGGCUGGUGACAACUGAAAAUGCACAUGGUGUAACAUUUCUUAAAGGAGCAUCGAUACCAGGAAUUUCUGUCUUGAAUUCCUCCGUAGCACCACUGAACUGAGUCCAAUAGAGGGGUAGAAAAUUGGGCCUUCCUUUUCCUAUUUUUCCUGAGCCAAGUUUGAACACUUUAGUGAACUUAGCUCGCUCAACUUUGAGCCUCUAUAUAUCUGGCACAGUGGUUAGCACUGCUGCCUCACAGCGCCAGAGACCCAGGUUCAAUUCCCAGGUUCAAUUCCCGCCUCAGGCAAUUAUCUGUGUGCAGUUUGCAUAUUCUCCCAGUGUCUGCGUGGGUUUCCUCUGGGUGCUCUGGUUUCCUCCCACAAUCACAAAGAUGUGCAGGUUAGGUGAAUUGGCCAUGCUAAAUUGUCCGUAGUGUUAGGUGAAGGGGUAUAUGUAGAGGAAUGGGUUGCUCUUCGGAGGGUUGGUGUGGACUUGUUGGGUUGAAGGGCCUGUUUCCACACUGUAAGUAAUUUAAUCUAACCUAAUCACAAACAAGGAGAAAAGGUAAAUUAAAGAUUAAUGUUACUAAGACUAUCGAGCUACUAGUGCCUGGUGCUGCAAGGAGAGGCAAUGACCCGGUGAUAUUAUUGCUGGACUGUUUAUCCAGAGACCCAGGUAAUGUUCUGGGGACCUGGGUAUGAAACCCAGCUCGACAAAUGGUGGAAUUUGAAUUCAACUUUUUAAAAAUCUGAUCUCAAAGAAAAUUAAUGACCGUGAAUUGAUUGUCAGAAAUACCCAUCUGGUUCACUAAUGCCGUCGAGGGAAGGGAAUUGCCUUCCUUACCUGGUCUGGCCUACAUGUGAUUCCAGACCCACAGCAACGUGGCUGACUCUUAAAUGUCUUCUGGGAUGGGCAGUAAAUGC
Molecule: messenger RNA, 5153 nt
Organism: Hemiscyllium ocellatum (epaulette shark)
Lineage: Eukaryota; Metazoa; Chordata; Chondrichthyes; Orectolobiformes; Hemiscylliidae
Exons: 24
Coding region: 744-4259 (1171 amino acids)
Source: RefSeq, a predicted model, not a curated record